Messenger RNA from Cooperia oncophora, 297 nucleotides. The record is from the annotation of a GenBank genome assembly. Lineage: Eukaryota; Metazoa; Nematoda; Chromadorea; Rhabditida; Trichostrongylidae.
AUGCUAUCUUCGCCGUUUGACGCUGAAAACGAACAAAUGAAUGAUUCCAUAAGGGCCGCCAUCCGUCGCUCUGGAUACCAGGAUAGAAGACGAACUAUUUCAAGGAAGCGUAGGCGUUGGGCAAACAGGACCGUCACUAUGGACAACGUACCACCGGAGUUCCGCACUCUGCGCGAUGGCUCCACGUUUCUACACUACCAGACCUCUGGAUUCCAUAUUUAUUAUUCUGAGGCGACACUUCCAGGUGACGAAUCCACGGAAUAUCAAUAUCCGAACAGUUCACAUAAUAUAUUAUAA